Molecule: messenger RNA, 711 nt
Organism: Mus caroli (Ryukyu mouse)
Lineage: Eukaryota; Metazoa; Chordata; Mammalia; Rodentia; Muridae
Product: olfactory receptor 6C6
Biological process (GO): G protein-coupled receptor signaling pathway
Cellular component (GO): membrane
Molecular function (GO): G protein-coupled receptor activity; olfactory receptor activity
Source: RefSeq, a predicted model, not a curated record
AUGAAAAAUCAGUCAGUGGAAUUUGACUUUAUUCUUUUGGGAUUGACAGAUGACCCACAAUUGCAAAUUGUGGUGUUUCUGUUUCUCUUUCUCAAUUAUGUGAUGAGCCUGGUGGGGAACUUAAUCAUUGUGCUUCUCACCCUGCUGGACCCUCGCCUCAAAACUCCAAUGUAUUUCUUUCUCCGUAAUUUCGCCUUUUUGGAAAUCAUGUUCACAACAGUGUGUAUUCCCAGAUUCUUGACGACCAUUGUGACUGGAGACAAAACUAUUNCUUAUAAUAGUUGUGNAGCUCAGUUGUUUUUCAUUCUUUUGCUGGGAGUCACAGAAUUUUAUCUCCUGGCUGCCAUGUCCUAUGACCGAUAUGUUGCCAUCUGCAGACCACUGCACUACCCUAUCAUCAUGAACAGCAAAGUAUGCCACCAACUCAUCCUCAGCUCCUGGGUGACUGGAUUCUUGAUCAUCUUUCCCCCAUUGGCCAUGGGUCUGAAGCUGGAUUUCUGUGAUUCCAGGAUAAUUGAUCAUUUUAUGUGUGAAACUUCUCCUAUUUUACAGAUCUCCUGCACAGACACUCAUGUCAUAGAAAUGAUGUCCUUUGUCUUAGCAGUGGUGACACUUGUAGUCACACUGNUACUAGUGAGUCUCUCUUACUCUUUCAUCAUUAAGACUAUUAUGAGUUUCCCUUCUGCACAGCAAAGAACCAAAGCCUUCUCC